Molecule: messenger RNA, 6132 nt
Organism: Mya arenaria
Lineage: Eukaryota; Metazoa; Mollusca; Bivalvia; Myida; Myidae
Exons: 15
Coding region: 78-1661 (527 amino acids)
Source: RefSeq, a predicted model, not a curated record
CCCAUUAUCAGACAGAAUUGAAGCUCGCCGGAGAUGGCCGACUUGUUACGAUUGUUCUGCCUCUCUACAUAGUGAAAAUGGACGCAAAAUAUGGAGUGUUAUAUGCAUUUGCAGUUUGUUUUCAUUGCUCUGAUGCAGCACUACAGAAGAACUUACCUGAAGAGUUUGGAUGUGUUGGAAUUGAUAAAGUAAUACCAUUUUUUGAGAGUGAUGUUGCACAAGUGUCAAGCUUUGUAUAUAGGGUGACUGUGUCAGGGUCAUCGCCUCUUUCAAUUCUGCGCUAUAUAGUAACAAGUAGCAGUGAAAUUAUACUGAAUAACUUCAAUGCUGCCUAUGGCUCUCAACAUGAUGGAAGAAUAGCGCUAACAAACCCAACUAGUAAUAACUCUGGAAUAUACAGAAUAGAAGUGGCAUACACACUUGCAUCUGGAAUAGCAGCCGAUUUUACCGAAGUGACUGUAACAAUCUCAAAUAACCCAACUGCCAGUUUAAGAUAUGAGGAUGGUACGUGCAAGUUCGAUGGAGGGACAACAGAAAACCUUGUCUUGAAAGAAGAGGUAAAUGGAACUGUCAAAUAUUGUUGUGUGUCUGGGGCUGCCGCUGCCUGUAUAAACGGUUCCACUGGGACAUCAUACUGCAUUGAAGGAACAUCCGAAGAUUGCAAAUGUGACUGUUGUAUCCAUAAAAUUGUGUGGAUAGUCGUCUCCAUUGUCUUUAGUCUCCCAUCAAUAGGCUGGACUUUAUUCGUACUUAAAGAUGCUAGAAGAAAACAAUGGCUAAAAAAUAACUUGGGGGAGCAAGCCCACCUUUGCAUGAUUGGUUGGGUAGUUUUGAAUCUGGUGUACAGCAUUAUUGCAGCCAUCCUCUUUUUCGUCCUAGUUUGCAAAAAAAACUGUUGUGAAAGAGAAUGUGACUGUGUUUGCAAUUGUUGGCCUAUAUACAUCAUAAUCGGAUAUGUGUUAAAGGCAGGAGAUGUGAUAGUGGAUAUCAUUGGAGGAAUUGCCUUUGAGAAAGGAUGCCGAUGUUGUGCACCAUGCUGUUCAUGGUGUAGUGGACAAUGCACAGCAGCAUGUUACUGUUGUGACAGAUGCCGAUGUUGUGCACCAUGCUGUUCAUGUUGUUGUGGAAUAGGCACAACAGCAUGUUUCUGUUGUGACAGAUGCCGAUGUUGUGCACCAUGCUGUUUAUGGUGUUGUGGACAAUGCACAGCAGCAUGUUUCUGUUGUGACAGUGAUGAGGAUGAUGAUGAGAAUCCUCAGCAUGGGAUGAGUAACAAGAAAAGGGGCCGUACUGCUGCUGCAAGCAACACAGUUCCGAUGUCAGGAGUCCAUGUCCAUGCUACAAAGGAACCAAAAGAUGCAAAACACAAGGAAGCAAUGGAUAGCCAUAGUUCUGGGUCUGCAGUGUCAAGGAAUGAUAUAUACCCUCAUUUAAAUGAGACAGCUUCUGAAAAGCCAUUAAGACAACAGCCUUUGCCUCCAGUUGGUGGACAGAAAGGACAUGGAAGAGGGUUGUCUGCAAAUUUUGGGGACAAUAAUGAUACCAUGCCAGCUGUAGAUACUAAGAGACUGCCACCUGUGAUGGAUAGGAAUGAAGAUACAGAGGUUAAGAAGAAGAAAAAGAAGAAGAAAAAGAACAAGGAAGAGAGAGAACAAGACUAGCUAGUGGUGAUCAUGAUGGUUCUGACUUAUUUGAAAAAUAAGUUUGAUAGUCUGCAUGCUGUGAUAUAACUUAUGAUGAUCAUCGGAUACAUAAAUAUUAAUAGAUAUUAUACUGGUAGAAUAUACAUGAUGCAUAAUAAGCAAUCGAAUAAAUGGCUCAUCCAAUUCUAAUAUUUAACAGUUUUCAUUCAUAUUUACAGAAAUAUCUUAAAAUGAAUUGAAUAUUGGAAAUAUAAUUUAUUGAGAUAAAUAUAUAACAACAUCUGCUUUCAAUGUUAUCCAUUAGAUAUGUUUGGCAUAAAAAAUGUAGGUAAACAUUAAAAACCUUGCAAAUUAAAAACAUGUUUGCAUUGGUAUUUAUAUCUUAUUUUCAACCUUGAAAAACAGCUUUUAAAUUAACAAAUUAUCAAUUGUCAUUGUGCAAUUCAAUGCAUAUUUUGUUAUAUUCAUUGUGCCUGAGCAUAAUAGGGUUGGUAAUUGAUAUCUCUCUCCAGCACAGUAAUGACAACAAUUAAAAUUGUGCUUAAGAUAAUUCCUAAACAUAAACUUAUUCACCAAGAUAGAAGUUAAGACAAUGCCAGAGCAUUUUGUACAUGUAAAUUAAAUAAUAUUCUUAAUAUAAAUCCUUGGUAAAAAGCCAUGCUGCAUGGUAUAUAACUGAAAAAAAUAUAUGUAUAUACGGUAUUUUAGUCUGAAUUGUUCAUGUUUUAUAUUAAAGAGUUGGAGAAACUCUGCUACCAAAUUCAUAAUGAUUUAUUCUAAUAUAUUUAUUCCUGUCUAACACAUAGGGGUAAGACAUAAGUCACAAUUAAAAAUACACAAUAAUCAAACAAAUGAGGACAAUAAGGUGUGUUAAAACAAUAUAUCUAUAACAAUAACACAACAUAUAUAAUGAUUUCACAACAACAAUUAAACACAUUAAAAUGAUGGUGCACCAUGCAUUCCAUUGCAUUCAUGAUGUCAACUUCCUCAAUUUAGUUAUUUUUUAUGCUUUAAAAUCACAUGUAAAAAAUCAAGGUCAAGUAAAGAAUAGGUUGACAAUUUAAGUGCCAUACCGAGAAGUAAUUAAAAUGUGAUAUUUAUGCCAAUAAAAAUAAUGGGACAAACGCUUCUGCAACUUCCUCAUUGAUCAUAUAACACUGACAGUCUAUUUAUUCAUAUUUGUAAAACCUCUCCUAAAUACAUCUUGAGUACAAAACAUAAAAUGUGGAGUCAUAAUGUAGAUCGUCUGUCUGGUCGCGUGAUUGUGUGGAAUUCCCCUAUCUAUUCCAUAACAAAGAGUGAUUGAUUAUGCAUACGUAAUAUCUGCAAUAUUCCCCCACAGAAUGUCUGAUAAGGUUGUUAUUGACUGUAUGAAGAGAUUAUUGAAAAAGCAUUGUAAUAUUAUUAUUAUUGACUUCUAGUUAUUAGUUUAGUAUCCAAGUGUAUAAUAUAUCGUCAUGUAUUUAUUUCCUAUACAGACAUUCGUGUAUUUCAUAUCGUGAUGAGCAAGAGCAUUUUAUACCAAGAGCAUAAUAAUCAUUUUAAUCUUCCUAUAGUCUGUUAGUGCCUCACGUCAUUACUUUUGUACAUUUAAUGUUUUUUGUCAUUCAGAUCUAUUUAUAGUUUUAGCUAAUCUAGUUAUUGUCUAGCCUUUGGUCGUUGUCUGCGAUAAGUGCGUUAAUUAACAAUACGUGCUAUAUAUUCGAAUGAAACUUGAACUUGGUAUGUAUGUUGCUCAAGACAAUAUACACAAGUAUGUCAAGGCCCAUAACUCUGGUUUUAAUAAUUGUAGAGCAAUGAACAUUUUCAAUUGAAAUCAAUAUACGAGUGUUUGGUUCCCUCUCAUUAGCUUUGUAAAACAUUGAUCCAUCAUCCAUCCACAAGAUCUUAGAGGUCUGUAUGCUCAUUUCUUGCUGUGCUAAAAAGUAUUUUUCAGUUUCAAAUGUUAUUUUGUAUGCCUAUAUGUUAUUUAUAAAUGAUAACAAUCGUGUACAGAUUAUAAUGCAUUGUUUUGUGCCAUAGUUGCUACAUACACUAGAGUCCUUAUUAUGUUAUGUAUCAAGUCAUGUUUCAUAUUUCAGAUUCUUCUGAGAAUACCUUUAAUUGUGUUUUAAUGCAGUGAAUAAGUGUCCAUGUUUAUACGAUGAUAAUCAAUACGAUUGAUAGCUGCUGUUCUUCAAUGUAUCCAAGAACUCCAGCAAUGCAUUAAGUUGUUACAAUCGAUGUGUUUUCAUACAUUACUUUAUCUGUGCUGCUAUAAGUAGCUGUUUUAUUUAGAAUGUUAAAUGUUAAAAACAUAUAGUUAGAUACAGAAUUAUAUAACCAAGAAAACCAGGAGAAAUGAUACAUUUCUAGAAAAGUAUAGUUAAUCUUUUUACAUUGUGCAACAAUGAUUUAAGUAUAUGAUUACUGUUUUGAAUUUAAUAUUUUUUACUUUGUACAAGAAUUGUUUGCAUUGUACAAGAAUUGUUAAAGUGUUUGCCUAUAUAUUUCUGUGCUGAUUAUGGCCAGAAAACAUAUGCUUAUUUGGUGCCAUAAUUCUCUUUAACAAAUUGUGUAACAUAUAUCAAUGUAUUUAAAAGUUUAAAGUUGACUGUGUAAGUUUGUUAUUGGUGUUAAAAUUUAUUAUUUGCUGUACAUGUUUUAAAUGUUUUAAUGCCUUACAUGUUGUUUUAUAGCUUUUUGAAAGAAAACUAAACACAAUUUAUUAAAGGCAUAAUAAUUUUGUCAUAAACCAUUAUGCUUCACUUUAAAAUGAUAUACAACAUGUAAAGUAGUAUACUAUUUGUACAUUAAUCAUAGAGUUUAACAUUUUGUGAGCAAAAAUAAUUCAAUAAGAAUUUAUCAGAUUAUGUCGUAUGAAAUAGGAUAUGAUAGGUCAAUGCAUAAUGUGCAUGUGAUUUAUUAAAUGUCAAUUAAAGACAAUUGAAAUAGUAUCAGCUUGCCACAACCUAAAGUAUCUCAGUGCCAUAAAUAUUUACCCAGUGUCUUGACGAUAUGGAAAAAAUCACACCAAUGUUAACCCCUUAGACUUGAAAAUAUGUUAUAAGUCUGGCCUGUAAAUCAAUGAGAUACUCUUAUACAUUAUAAACAGUUGAAACCAAUUGCAUUGUAGUAAACGUUGAUUAUAAUGAUUGAAAGAUAUUCGAAAAGAUACAAAGUAUGUUAGUAACCCAUUAUAAUAUGAUUGGGAAGUUUCAUCCAACAAUUAGUGAUAAUUCAAGUGUUUGAUAAAUAGUACACAGUGCAGCAUACUUAAACUUGACAGAAGUGAAACGCCCUAUCUUACUGGUGCAGAAAUAUCAUCUCAAUAGUGCAGUAUUAUCUGAUAUAAACAUGCAUGUUUUAUACUAACAAAAUAUAGUCAUGCUGUUAUGUUAAUUAUACCGUUACUUUUGUUAAUUUCGAACGUUACGUUUGUUUAUACACUGAUUGCACUGAACGAAAAUGCAUUUGGUUAAGUUGCCCUGUUUAUUUCAUCCAGGAAGUAAUUUGAUAUGCCUGCAAUUUGUAGUAAAGAAUGCAUUCGUUGUGCAGCAGAAAUUGUGCACAAAUUCAAUAGCUUGUGGGAAUGUUUGGGGGGUUUCCCCACAAUAAGAAGAGCCAAUGAAAAAUGCUCCUUCGAUCUGAAUACCUUCAAUAUCUGAUUUCAUGCCAGGAUUAUAUUCAGCAGGUUUACUGCAUCUCUCGAGUAUGCUUUUAAAAUACAAUGUUUGAAUACCCUAUCAGUGAUUUAUAGAGGUGAUCGUUUUGGUACUUGUUUUGCAUGUAGUAAGCUCUUUAUCAAUUGACAUGAUAAAGCAUAUUUUCUAUCUAGCUAUUCAUUUAACCCUUACAUCAAAUAUAACAUUUAAUAUGACCAUGGAAUUACGUUAAAAAGAAAAUAACUAAACAUACAUUGAUAAAUUUUCGAAAAUAACCUUUUCUGUAGAAUGACCCAUGUAUGUAUGUAUGUAUGUAUGUAUGUACUGUCUCUGUCAAAUGUACAAUACAUAUCUAUUGCAUGUUGUUCGGUAAUUGUGUGUAGUUCCUGUUUUAAAAUGCUUUUAUAAAUCAAAACAUUACAGUUCUUUUUUAUGAAUGGAGAAUUGUGUUGAGUGCUACCAUGUUUGUUUUCAUUGUGCCAUAGUUACGUGAAUCUGUGUCAUAACGUAAUGUGUUUGUUUAUUGCCUUGGGAGAGUACGUGCUCAGAGACAUAAAAACAUGAAACCAUCUUCAAUAACACUUGAAUUGAUUUUAGAUCCAAAGCGUUUAAAUGAGCAUACAAAUAUGGCAUUUAAAGAUUGCCCAUUGCAGUCUAUAUAGGUGUCUAUAUAAUUAUCAAGGUUUUGGUUAUUGCUACAAUGUUUUCGAGAAAUUGGUUUGAUUAUUUGCAGUGCAAUUAGUAUUUUAAUCAUUUAUAUACGCAUAAGGUUGUUUAUAUUGUAUUAAAUGCUUUUGUUUUCUAUGUAAUUGGUAUAAAUGAUUCUUGAAUAAAAGUUGUCUUUG